CUACACAUAUUUUGGUGAAAUAGACAAAGCAGGUGUUGUGAUGAAGUAUGUUCCAAAAUGUAGACGGAACUGUGUGUUGUUGGAUCGAUAAAAAAUUCAAAACAAGCGAAGUGCCUCGUAAAUGGUAUUAAAAUGGAUAAUUGUUUUAAUGCCUGCGGCAGUGCUGACGACAUAACAAAAUCUGACUUGGAUCGUUUCACGGAUAAAAUCGAAAAUGUCCUUAACGACGAAAAAGGCAGAAAAUUAUUCAGAAAUUUUAUGUGCACUUCAAAAAUGAAAGCUGGAAAAAAAGCUCUACUUGUUUGGGAGCAUACGGAAAGAUUGCUUAGUUAUAAAGAGAAUGAUGAGAGCGGCACGCGAACUCACCGCAAGUACUUGGAUGACGUACUCCUUUUGUUAGAUAAAGCUGAAAGUUUGGAGGAAAUCGAUUUUGUAACUAUGGAAAGGCUGACUACAGCUGUAGAUUCAGAUAAUACAGAAGGAAUUGUCGAAGGAUUACAACAAUUGAAAGUGGAGACGACGAAAGCACUAAGAAGAGAAUACACGGCGUUCAGGGAGCAUUUAAUAAAGUAUAGAUAAAAAGCUUAAAAAUUGUGCCUUGAAUGUUGUAUUAUUAAAAUUGGUUCUCGAUAGUUUUUGAAUGAAUAAAGGUCAAAGUCAAGGCAAAGAGAACACUGUUAAAGUACAAAAUAUGCCUAAUAAUAUUUAGUUCACGAAUUCAUAAGUCUGCCGCACGAUCGAUGUACCAGACAGUGCCUAUACCUACCAUAAUGGUUUCAAAAUUCGCGCCGAUUUGUAUGCUCAAAUUGAAAGCAGCGACAGAUCUAUUUUGCUAUUAUGCUUGUACUGUACCUAAUAACCUGGCA
Messenger RNA from Spodoptera exigua (beet armyworm), 866 nucleotides. NCBI's taxonomy places the organism in Eukaryota, Metazoa, Arthropoda, Insecta, Lepidoptera, Noctuidae. The record is from the annotation of a GenBank genome assembly.